AUGUCAAACUCUCAAUUAGCACCCCUACAUGUCGACAAUGAGUCCGGUCAUCAGGGCGAGAAUAACAACAUAGCGCCCGGUAACGUAGGGCCACCCGCUGGUCCCGUGGGAAUUUCGAUCGCAGAUCCGAUUGAUGUUAAUUCACAUGUGGCGAUCGACGUCAACUUGCCUACCUACCCCGAAAAUAUCAUUCGUGGGACUCAAUAUUCGGAGCUUGGUGGCUUCACACUAACUGAAGCAGAAUCUGAUAGAAUACCACGCCGUUACCUGGGUGGAUGUAUCUCGGCCAACAUCAUUCGAUCAAAGGUCGUGGAACAGCUCGGUCUACGAGACAAAACCGUGCCUGCAGUACGAAUUCUAAACGGGUUCAACAUGGCAUGUGAAACCACGAAGGGAGAGAUAACGUUACCGGUCAAUAUCACCGGAACCAUACGAGAUGCCAAGUUUUAUGUGAUCAAAGGAGACAUGAGGUACAACGCCCUUCACGGAAUGCCGUGGAUCCACAACAUGAGGGUAAUGCCCUCAACUCUUCAUCAAGUGUUAAAAUUCCCAACUCCGGAAGGGAUUAAGACAGUGUACGGGGAACAACCAGCCGCGAAAGAGAAGUUUGCUAUCGAAGAAGUGAUUCCAAUAUCAGUACUCACAACAUCGAAGGAAACAAAUUCGGGCGCAAACCAAAAGGCCAAAUAG
Molecule: messenger RNA, 690 nt
Organism: Nicotiana tabacum (common tobacco)
Lineage: Eukaryota; Viridiplantae; Streptophyta; Magnoliopsida; Solanales; Solanaceae
Source: RefSeq, a predicted model, not a curated record